Larimichthys crocea (large yellow croaker) is the source of this 2630-nucleotide messenger RNA. RefSeq names its product muscarinic acetylcholine receptor M4-like. The transcript has 2 exons. Gene Ontology annotation, cellular component: synapse; plasma membrane; dendrite. Gene Ontology annotation, biological process: G protein-coupled receptor signaling pathway, coupled to cyclic nucleotide second messenger; chemical synaptic transmission; adenylate cyclase-inhibiting G protein-coupled acetylcholine receptor signaling pathway. The record is from RefSeq and is a predicted model, not a curated record. The coding region runs from base 873 to 2198 and encodes 441 amino acids. NCBI's taxonomy places the organism in Eukaryota, Metazoa, Chordata, Actinopteri, Sciaenidae. Gene Ontology annotation, molecular function: G protein-coupled acetylcholine receptor activity; G protein-coupled serotonin receptor activity.
CAGAAGAAUCAGAAGACAAACAUGUGACUGUAACUUGAUCAUACUUUCAAGUACUGCAGUACUUCAACUAAACAAUGAUAAGUGUAUAUAAUAAUACUCUCUAACCUAACUUCACUCUGAUAAUAAUACUCAGAGACUUUGUCUCCACGAGGUGUUUCCAUUAUUUUGUCCAGCAUGUCUGCUGAACGUUACAUUUAUGUUUUAUUUAUGUUGCCGAUGACGACAAGUCCAAACACUUCAGAGCUCCUUCAUUCACCAAGACCAACAACGUCACUGAGAACACAAACCGGACCGGUCCUGGUCCAAACCUGAUCAGAGAGCUGCAAAGUAAAUAAGUACAUUUACUCGAGUACUUCAUUUCUCUGACAGCUUCAGUUUCUUUAAACAAACAAGUUCAUAAAACCUGAAGUUUUAAUAAGAACAGAAGAAACCAAAUCUGAGAGUUCAGACCGCUGUCUUUAACAGGUGGUGUCUGCAUGUGUGGUUCCCAUGUGUGUAGUUUAUUGUGACCAUAAACAGUCGUGAACUCUCAUUGGACAGAAACAGAAACAGAGGAGGCUGAUCUGAGGUCAGCUGAUGCUGCAUGAACUGCUGGAGACGGGUGGAGCAUCUGUUAAUGAGAACGAGAGGGUAAUCCUCCACCUCCACUUAUAAACUGAAGCUGCUGCUGACGGGCGGAGGAGACGCAGAGAGGAGGUGAUGUGAGCCAGCAGUCCGAGACCAGGAGGUCCAACACCAGGAGUCUGAGACCAGGAGGUCCAACACCAGGAGUCCGAGACCAGGAGGUCCAACACCAGCAGUCCGAGACCAGGAGGUCCAACACCAGGAGUCUGAGUGGACACACAUUAACUGCUCUGUGAUCAGGAGCUAACAUGGGACCUGAGCCCGACUUCAACACCUCCAUCUGGCUCCGCCCAUGCGUCAAUGCCUCCUGUCAGCCUCCAGUCACGGACGCGACGUGUCCAUAUGGCACGGCUCAGCUGAUCCUCAUCGCCAUGGUAACCACCUCCCUGAGCGCCGUCACCGUCCUGGGCAACGUGUUGGUGAUCAUAUCCAUAAAGGUAAACCGUCAUCUGCGGACCGUCAACAACUACUUCCUGUUGAGCCUGGCGGUGGCUGACCUGAUCGUUGGCCUGGUGUCCAUGAACCUGUAUGCGCUGUACCUGCUGCGGGGCCGCUGGCCGCUGGGCGCCACCGUCUGUGACAUGUGGCUGGUCGUAGAUCACGUGGUCAGCAACGCCUCCGUCAUGAACCUGCUGAUCAUCAGUUUGGACCGGUACCUCUGCAUGACGCGGCCGUUCAGCUACCCGGCGCGGCGGACUGGCAGGAUGGCCGGUCUGAUGAUCAGCACCGCCUGGCUGCUGUCCUUCAUCAUCUGGGUCCCCGCCAUCCUCUGCUGGCAGACGGACGGCGGCAGACGUGUCGUCCCUGACGGGAAGUGUUACACUCAGCUGCUUGCCAGCCCCACUGUCACCUUGGCGACCACACUUCCUUCCUUUUACCUGCCAGCACUUGUCAUGAUCGCCCUGUACAGCCACCUGUCCGCCGCCAGCCGCAGUCGUCUGAGCGCGCUCCAGUCAGAGUGCGGCACGCUCAGGACGUCCAGUCCAUCCAUCAAAGACUUCCUCUUGAAACAGCGAUGGGUGUCCAGUGACCCAGGCUCUGACCUGUCUCUGAACCAAUCAGAGUCCAGCACACCGAAGACCAGAACGAACCGGAAGGUGUCCAGAAGUCCUGCCGACACCUCAGAGCCAUCAGAGAUCUGUCCGUCUCCUCAACCAUGUCAUGCUCGAACCGCUGCACGCCACGCCAAAGACGAUGACGACUACAACAAGAUCGAAAACGAAUCUUCAUCCAACGCUGACCUCCACCACACCGCCUCAGUGGCGUUGUCCUCCUGUCCCAGCUUCAAGUCUCGGGAGAGACAGUGGCGUCGAGUGGUGGCAAGGGAGAGAAAGGUCACCAAGACCAUCCUCGCCAUCCUGUUGGCCUUCAUCGUCACCUGGACGCCGUACAACAUUUUGUCGCUGGUCGCUGCCUUCUGUCACGUGCGCGUCCCCGGCGUCCUGUGGACCACUGGGUACUGGCUCUGUUACAUCAACAGCGCCAUCAACCCGGGCUGCUAUGCCCUGUGCAGUGUCACCUUCAGGAAGACCUUCUGCAGCCUGCUGCGCUGCCGUGGCAGGAAGCUCCGCUGAGGCCAGCGGCGGCGGCUGGAGGCUCGUCGUGGACGAGUUUUAUGUUUACGUGGAGUUUGGUCACUUUACGCGAUGCUAGCUUUAGUUACCUCCUCAGGUUAGCCUGGAAUCAUGCUAACGCUAACAUGCUAAUGUGGCAUAUAUCGUUUCCUGUGAUUGUAAUAUUAUAAAAUAUAUUUAACAUGUUUAACUCACACGCUCAUUAAAAAGAAAGUGUUCAUCCGUCAUGUAAGUCUGUCCACAGAUGAAUGCUAACAUUAGCCCUUAGCUAACGUUAAUCCACUUUUUCUGAAUGGUCUGGAGCUUAGCUUAGCUUAGCUCGUUAGCUUGUUAACUAACACUAACUAAUGUUAGUUAUUAUUGUUAGCUUAGCUAGUUUUUUUAACUUACCUGUUUUCUUACCUUGAAAAUAGACCUGGAGAUGCUGCUAGG